AUGGAAUAUCUCCCCGGCACCCUCUGCUCACCAGGUCACUUACUUUUAGGCGACGCCCCUGAACCCGCCGGUAAGCAGAGCAGUGAAGACUUCAUCAAUGCUCUUCUACCUAACAUCUUUCGUGCACCCUUCUCUGGAUCUUCGAAUGGCGAAAGCACUGAGGCCUGCAUCAACGACUUCCUCGAAAUUCUCUGCCGACUGAUCAUUCUGGGCACACUGAGGAGUGGGUGUCUGACCGAACUUCUCCUGACCCCGGACAACCUCUUUUUUGACGGACAACAGGCCGAGGAAGAGAGCACAUUGGCAAGGUUGAAGUACAUGAAGAGGGGGAUGUACCCAUCCUGGUUGAUAUUGGCGAUAAUGCUGACCCCAGGUGUUGAGAUGGAAAAAGAAGGUAAGGCGAUCUCUGGAAAGGAUGCUAACUGGCUCGCUCAACAUCUGAAGAAGCUGACGGAAGGCUCGGAACAUACAGCCGUAUCCUCAACACACUUCCUUGAAAAUCUCAAAAAACUCAAAAUAACCCCAGACAAAACAAUGCUAUCCUUUGACGCCGUCUCACUGUUCACAUCCAUUCCUAAAGAAUUGGCCAUGAAGGUCAUCAACGACCUACUAGUGAAAAGGUACGAAGAAGAAGAAAAACCACUAAAAAGGAAACACGUGAUGGAGAUACUGGAGUACUGCUUAAUCACGUACUUCAAAUUUAACGGCUGGAUCUACAAACAAGUCCAAAGACGCAAAAGGGAACUUUAG
Messenger RNA from Dibothriocephalus latus, 750 nucleotides. Lineage: Eukaryota; Metazoa; Platyhelminthes; Cestoda; Diphyllobothriidea; Diphyllobothriidae. The record is from the annotation of a GenBank genome assembly.